Messenger RNA from Quercus robur (English oak), 1429 nucleotides. RefSeq lists its product as uncharacterized. The transcript has 7 exons. The record is from RefSeq and is a predicted model, not a curated record. Gene Ontology annotation, cellular component: membrane. NCBI's taxonomy places the organism in Eukaryota, Viridiplantae, Streptophyta, Magnoliopsida, Fagales, Fagaceae. Gene Ontology annotation, molecular function: lipase activity. The coding region runs from base 150 to 1256 and encodes 368 amino acids.
CUUGCAGAGGAUAAAUACCUUUCGCCACCUCCAAACCCAACUUCUCAUUUUCUCCGUCAUCAAUAUAAAUAGCCUCCUCCAUCAUCAAACACCCUCUGUCUGUUUCUCUGAGAAUCUCAAUUCUAUCUCAGCCACCCGUUGCGGCGGAGAUGGAGCAGCAACUGACCUCCGGAGCCAGCAACCGAAUAAUCCCAAUUCUGAGAGCUUUGAGGACCUCUCUCAUUUUCGUUUACACAGUCCUCCUCUCUCUCCUCCUCCUCCGCCGCCGCCUCUCUCCUUCUCAAUGUUCAAGCAAGCGCAGGAGGGAAGAGGAGGACACCUUGAGAAGGAGAGCCUUGGCUGAAGAUUUGGACGUUUCUUUUGGUAAUGACCACAGGCUCCGAUGCUCCAACUCCUUGUUCUUUGCCCCUAGUUCCCAUGCCCUCUUCUGCCGCUCCUGGGUUCCGGUCUCCGGUGACUUAAAGGGCAUCUUGCUUAUCAUACAUGGGCUUAAUGAGCACGGUGGAAGAUAUGCUGAUUUUGCUAGGCAACUAACAUCCAGCAAUUUUGGGGUCUAUGCAAUGGACUGGAUAGGUCACGGUGGGAGCGAUGGAUUGCAUGGGUAUGUACCCUCAUUGGACCAUGUUGUUGCAGACACUGGCGCAUUCCUUGAAAAGAUCAAGUCAGAGAACCCUGGAAUACCAUGCUUCCUUUUUGGUCAUUCCACUGGGGGUGCAGUGGUUUUGAAGGCUGCUUCAUACGCUCACAUUGAAGAAAUGCUGGAGGGAAUUGUAUUGACCUCACCAGCUUUGCGUGUGAAGCCAGCACAUCCAAUUGUUGGGGCUAUGGCUCCUAUUUUUUCUGUGGUUGCUCCCAAGUUCCAAUUUAAGGGUGCAAACAAAAGGGGCAUUCCAGUUUCUAGGGAUCCUGCAGCAAUGUUGGCAAAGUAUUCUGAUCCAUUGGUAUAUACAGGACCUAUACGGGUGAGAACAGGCCAUGAGAUCUUGCGUAUUUCUUCUUAUUUAAUGAGGAGCUUUAGGUCAGUGACUGUCCCAUUCUUUGUCCUUCAUGGAACUGCUGAUAAAGUCACAGAUCCUCUAGCCUCCCAUGAUCUGUACAAUGAGGCAGCUUCCAAGUUCAAAGAGAUAAAGCUUUAUGAUGGCUUCUUGCAUGACCUUCUCUUUGAGCCUGAACGUGAAGAGAUUGGACAGGAUAUUAUUAACUGGAUGGAGAAGAGAUUAAGUGCUAGCCUUGGAAUUGUUGAUAAUAUCUGGUAAAACAGAGUGCCGCCCUUGCACGCCCGCUCACAGAGAGACAAGUGUAGUAUCUGAAUAGGUUGUAUUGGAUUGUUGAUUUAUCAAUAUAUAUUGUAUCGGGUGGUUGUAUCACAAUCCAACUUGUAUUUAAUAGUAUGAAAACUUAUUAUAUAGUAGUUCAUUCUCAUUUUUAU